AAAAUCUGUAUAAAUGAAAUCUCUUUCUUCUUUAGAAUUACUGUCUCUCUCCGCUACAAAAAAACCAGAUUUUCCUCUCCGCUUCUCUCUCUCUCUCUCGUCGAAAGUAAAACACUCUCCUUUCUCUAUCUCUCUAUCUAUCUUCUGCUCAAACCAUCCAUUGACACAGUUGCUUAGGGUUUCCCUCAAACGCCGCCGAUUGUCUGGAUUUUGACCAAUGGCCUUAGAUCAAUCUCUUGAAGAUGCUUCUGUACUCUAUGGAGAAGGUGCAUUUUGUUUCAAGAGCAAGAAACCUGAACCCAUCUCUGUCUCGGUUUCUUCUGAUGACGGCGAUGAUUCGAAUUUCGACUGCAAUAUUUGCCUAGACUCAGUGCAAGAACCCGUUGUGACUCUCUGUGGUCACCUCUUUUGCUGGCCUUGUAUUCACAAAUGGCUUGAUGUACAGAGUUUUUCAACAAGUGAUGAAUACCAAAGACAUAGACAGUGUCCCGUUUGUAAAUCUAAAGUGUCUCAUUCUACAUUGGUUCCUUUGUAUGGCAGAGGCCGUUGUACUACUCAGGAAGAAGGUAAAAACAUUGGGCCUAAAAGACCUGUAGGACCGGUUUACCGGUUUGAAAUGCCGAAUUCACCUUAUUCCAGUACGGAUCUGCGGUUAUCACAACGGGUUCAUUUCAAUAGCCCACAGGAAGGUUACUACCCUGUCUCAGGGGUGAUGAGUUCAAACAGUUUAUCAUACUCUGCUGUUUUGGAUCCUGUGAUGGUGAUGGUUGGAGAAAUGGUAGCUACGAGAUUGUUUGGAACACGAGUGAUGGAUAGGUUUGCAUAUCCGGACACUUACAAUCUCGCAGGGACAAGCGGGCCGAGGAUGAGAUGGCGGAUAAUGCAGGCAGAUAAAUCGCUGGGAAGAAUCUUCUUCUUCUUCAUGUGUUGUGUUGUUCUGUGUCUUCUCUUGUUUUAAGUUCUCAUAGCUAGCUUGGUUCUACUGUUUACUUUCUUCAAGUGUAAGGAAGCAUAGUCAAUGAAAUGUACAUUUGUGUUGGAAACAAAUCACAGUUGCUUAUGUUCAGGAGUUUGUGUUGGGUUAUAUUCUUGUCUAUAUUUUGGUCUAAGAGAUACAAGCCAUUUAGUUGAAAGGCCAUGUCAAUAGGCCUGAUUUGCAUGUGUGUAUUAAUUCAGCCCAUGGGUAGAACAAUCAGAACUGAGCUUUUCAAAUGCA
Molecule: messenger RNA, 1216 nt
Organism: Arabidopsis lyrata subsp. lyrata
Lineage: Eukaryota; Viridiplantae; Streptophyta; Magnoliopsida; Brassicales; Brassicaceae
Product: E3 ubiquitin-protein ligase RMA1
Exons: 2
Coding region: 218-958 (246 amino acids)
Biological process (GO): ubiquitin-dependent protein catabolic process
Cellular component (GO): endoplasmic reticulum
Molecular function (GO): metal ion binding; ubiquitin-like protein conjugating enzyme binding; ubiquitin protein ligase activity
Source: RefSeq, a predicted model, not a curated record